This is a messenger RNA of Cygnus olor (mute swan), 7408 nucleotides long. RefSeq names its product solute carrier family 7 member 5 (gene SLC7A5). Gene Ontology annotation, cellular component: membrane. The record is from RefSeq and is a predicted model, not a curated record. Gene Ontology annotation, biological process: amino acid transmembrane transport; neutral amino acid transport. Lineage: Eukaryota; Metazoa; Chordata; Aves; Anseriformes; Anatidae. Gene Ontology annotation, molecular function: neutral L-amino acid transmembrane transporter activity; L-amino acid transmembrane transporter activity. Bases 219 to 1937 code for a protein of 572 amino acids. The transcript is spliced from 10 exons.
GUGGAUACGGCUUUAUACCGGCGGCAGAGGCAGGGGGAGAUGCGGAUUUUGCUGAGUUUCUGGCACCGAGCGUGCGCCCCCCGCCUCACUCCGCUGUGUGAGAGACCCGGCGGUAAGGGCGGGCGGCGGCACCGCCACCUCCCCUCCAUCCUCCUCCUCCUCCUCCUCUCCUCCUCCCCUCGGCAAGGAGGCCGUCCCGGCGGGCCGCUCCCCGCCUCAUGCGAGAGUCCCUCCCCGCUCGCCCCCCCCCCGGCGCCUCACAGGGCACAAAAGGGGCGGCUGCAUGGUGGCGGCCCAGCGCCCGGCCGCGCCCGCCCCGCUCCGCUCCGCGCCCCGCUCCGCGCCCCGCCGCCAUGUCGGGCAGCGGCGGCCCCGCCAGCACGGUGAAGAAGAGGAGCCCGGCGGGCUCGGCCUCCUCGCUGGCUCAGGAGGAGGAGAAGCAGGCGAUGGAGAAGAUGCUGGAGGCGGCGGGCGGAGGGGCGCAGGAGAACGGCUGCGCCCGCUCGCCCUCGCCGCCCGCCGCCGAGGGUGAGGGAGAAGGGGUGGCCCUGCAGCGCUCCAUCACGCUGCUCAACGGCGUGGCCAUCAUCGUGGGCACCAUCAUCGGCUCCGGCAUCUUCGUCACCCCCACCGGCGUGCUGCGGCAGGCCGGCUCGCCGGGGCUGUCGCUGGUGGUGUGGGCCGUCUGCGGGGCGUUCUCCAUCGUGGGGGCCCUCUGCUACGCCGAGCUGGGCACCACCAUCACCAAGUCCGGCGGGGACUAUGCCUACAUGCUGGAGGUGUACGGCUCGCUGCCCGCCUUCCUCAAGCUCUGGAUAGAGCUGCUCAUCAUCCGGCCCUCCUCGCAGUACAUCGUGGCCCUGGUCUUCGCCACCUACCUGCUCAAGCCCAUCUUCCCCACCUGCCCGGUGCCCGACGAUGCUGCCAAGCUGGUGGCCUGUCUGUGUGUCCUGCUCCUCACAGCAGUGAACUGUUACAGUGUGAAAGCUGCUACUCGUGUUCAGGAUGCCUUUGCUGCAGCAAAACUGCUGGCACUGGCUUUGAUCAUCAUUCUUGGCUUCGUUCAGAUUGCAAGGGGUGAUGUGACAAGCCUGACCCCUGAGCACUCCUUUGAAGGCACGAAAGUGGACGUGGGGAACAUCGUGUUAGCUUUGUACAGCGGUCUUUUUGCCUAUGGAGGGUGGAAUUACUUGAAUUUUGUUACAGAGGAGAUGAUAAAUCCCUACAGAAACCUGCCUCUGGCUAUCAUCAUCUCACUACCUGUAGUCACUUUGGUUUAUGUGCUGACAAACUUGGCUUACUUCACAACCCUGUCGACGGACCAGAUGCUGACGUCCGAAGCCGUGGCCGUGGACUUCGGGAAUUACCACCUUGGCGUCAUGUCCUGGAUCAUACCCGUCUUUGUUGGCUUAUCGUGCUUUGGAUCCGUUAAUGGAUCUCUCUUCACUUCUUCCCGGCUGUUCUUCGUUGGAUCCCGAGAAGGACACUUGCCUUCCAUUCUGUCUAUGAUUCACCCUCGGCUUCUCACUCCUGUGCCAUCCCUCGUCUUUACGUGCAUCAUGACCCUGCUCUAUGCCUUCUCCAAUGACAUCUUCUCAGUCAUCAACUUCUUCAGCUUCUUCAACUGGCUGUGUGUGGCUCUGGCCAUCAUUGGCAUGAUGUGGCUGCGUUACAAGAAGCCAGAGCUUGAAAGGCCCAUCAAGGUGAACGUCUGCCUGCCCAUUUUCUUCAUCCUGGCCUGCUUGUUUCUCAUUGCUGUUUCCUUCUGGAUGACACCGGUAGAAUGUGCGAUUGGCUUUGCAAUCAUCUUCAGUGGGAUUCCUGUUUACUUCUUCGGGGUCUGGUGGCAAAACAAGCCCAAGUGGGUUCUCCAAGGCAUCUUCAAUGCAACAGCCGUGUGCCAGAAACUGAUGGAAGUGGUUCCUCAAGAAUCAUAAGCAGGAAAAGCAGAGACAUUCAGCUCCAGGAAACGCACAAUAUUAUUUUAAGACGACACAAGGAGAAAACACUUCUGAUCCCUCAUAAAGAAAACCCAGGCAUUGGAGCACCCCGGCAGAGCUGCUUCAUGUCUGACACCAUGCCACCUGCCCUGCCUUGCCUCCUCCAGCCUUCCUGUUGCCACCUUUUAACCCGGCAGACGAGCAUCCGUGAGAAGUUCUUGGUACGAACGUGGACCAGGAAGAGGAAUUCCUGCUGGUUACUUCCAAGGGGUCCUGCGUGUCCGGCAGCAGCGAGUCGUCGGCCUGUGUGUGUGUGUGUGUGAUAUUGAGGACUGUACUUCAGUUCUGUGUAGGGUAACUCGUUAGGGUUUUUAAAACUAAAGUUAGCAGUGAGCUGUGCAUCCCCCAGGCUGCGGCGGAUCUGCUCUCGAGCCCAGUUUGAGCAUCACCAGCUGUGCAAAGGUGCCUGUGUCAGGGCUGGGGCUGUGCGCUGAAACACAGCUGCAGGGUGGUCCUGAGCCUGACCCACCCGCCUUACCUGGUCACGGGGGGUGGCUGAGAAGCUAAGGUUGUUUAAGGACUUUGGCUGGUGUUGGUGCUCGCUCACACACACACACACACACACACACACACACACGCACACACACACCCCUGAAUACCUGCUGCUGGAUGCUCUGGGCUCUGCCCAGGAAGCGCCACGGGCAGUGAUUUAGGCGAGACAAGGCAGAGCAGAAUUAGUGUCAGAGAAAUGGUGUGAGGAAGCCUUGUCUGACUUUCCUUGUGUUCCUGAAAUGAGCACUUGGGGUUCCUUGCCAUGGCUUUUAACUCUCAGAUCCAAGCGAUCUCCCUGCUAUUGAGCCAGUUCUCUGGGAUGCUCUCCACCAGAACAACAACCCCGGGGCCCUGUGAAUUAGCACUGGGUCAGGUGCAGGCCCAAGGGCGGAGUUCUUCCCAGUAAACCCAGGGAAUCGCACGAGUUAGCGGAAGGUCAAGACAGCUUGCUCACUCCUUGUUUUCCGUAGAUAGGCUGUCAUCCAGCGUGGGAUGAGCACCAUUCUGCUCUGCAAGUGGCCCUGUUCAUUGCCCUCAGCGUGAUUGACGCUUGCCCCUAAAACCAAUGUCAAAGAUAAAAUUCUGGUGGGAUUCUCCUGGCUCGUUUGCUGGGAACUGCCUGCGUUGCCUGUCCCCGUGCCCUCCGUUACGCCGUGUUACCAGUGCCUGCAGGGGAGAUGGGACCAACCGGCUCUGGGGGGCGGAAAGGGGCGGAUAUUCCCAAAAGGCUGGAGCCUGUCUUUACUCUUGGUCUGCUGUAGGUUGUUUUGCUCUAAGAAGCAGGGACUGGAGGCAUCCUGAACAGUUUGCCCGUAAUGCCUCUGCAGUCGAGGUGAUAGUCAAUUGGAAAUCCAAUGCAUCUUGUCCCUACAAGUGAGCUGCACUAGUCUCUGUUACAAAUCUUCUCUGUGCUUGUGCUUUAGAAAAUAGGUUGUUGAUUUUUUUUUUUCUAUAUAUUAUUUUUGUAAACUAAGCUGUUUGGAAGCUGGGAUCCUCCAAGAGCUAACGCUUCCUACUGGAUUCUCCUCUUAGCAUAGAGUCAUUUUGGAAAAGAGGCAUUAAGGACACCAAUGGUACUAGCUCAUGCUUUGUCCUUUUAAGAAGCUCUUUGGCAAAAAAAAAAGAAAGGCAUUUAUGUUAUAGCAGGUGGCAGCUUCUGUUCCAGUGUGUGUGACAAUGACCACAGUUAUGCCAACAAGUAUCCGCGUGCAGCUCUUUGCUAUUGCUUCACCAAGCACACACCUUUGCUUCGAGGCAGGAAUAGGUGAGACAAUCAUCAUGCUGAAAACCUUUGCUUAUUCCGUGGCACUACAGUGUAGAGAUACCCAAGCCAGCUCGACUGCACUACAAAUGUAUUAAUUUAGAGCUCUGCUCGAGAUGAGUUAAGCUAUGGAGAAUUGCAGCUGGUUUGGGUAUGUCUGCAGUGCAGAACUACCCAAAGUUAUGGCCAGUGCGUGGCUGUUCAGGGACCUACGUGCAAUGAAUUGGAGCAUCUCAGAGCCUGUGGAGAGACAUUUGCAUAAAUAAGGUCAUGAACCAUAAAGCCUGAGCUCAAUUUUCCCUCCUUACAAGGAAUCCUCUUCCAGCUGAAGGCUGAGAUGUUUUUGCGGGGUAGUGAUUGGAAAUCACUCCUUAUGCUGGACCUGUUUCAUGGAUAAAGAACCAGUCUCUCACCUUCCACAUUUUGGGGCUAUAAUGGUCUCAGGACUGGUUUCCUGCAGAGCCUGGAUUGAAUUUAGAGGCUCUCCGUGCUAAUAUAUACCAGCAGAGUUAACUUGUGAUGCAAAGGAAAUGCACCUCAAUCCAAUGUAGAUUAACACUCGAGUCCAAUCCACAGAGAGCUCAGAAAUGGGUCCAAGUCUCCCAAACGUGGAGAUUGCUUGGUUUGGGCAUAUCUCUUAAUGAGUUUCAUCAGUGAUGAAGACCGUGAAUAAAAAAACAUCCUCUUGGUGACCCUUUCACACUGGUUUUAAAGAGGAGAUGUCACACUGAGAUUUAUUUUUUUAUUAACUGAUCUUAAUUAAAUCCUUAACUGGCUUGCUUGCUUUUUAAGAACUUUGAUUGUUUUCCACUUGCUGCUAAAGAUCUUCCUGUCGUACUACUAACCUGCUGGCUCUGGCAUUGAUGUCAUAGGUUUCGUGGUGACCUCGCCAGCGUGUCCAGGGCAAGAGAUGUAUAGGGAGAAACUGAACCAGGCAGCAGCACGGAAUCAUGCAGAUGUUGAAUUUGGUCGGCCACAGCUCAGAUCUCAGCCUGGUUCAGGACAAAGUUCACCUUUCAAAGCCUGAUUUCUUUUAUCCCUGAUUUUUUGAGGCCGAUAGUUCCCCUCCACUAGAGCCCGGUGGCAUGGCUGUAAGAGAGAGGGGUUCUUUAUGCUAGAGCUUAGGGAGAUAACGAAUAAAGGUUAAAACUGAAUUUCAUUUCAAAAAGAAAACCCAACUAGAGCAAUUUCUCCAAAGGGUGGAACUGCUGCUACCAUCUGCUGUCCGGGGCAAAAGCUUUAACUCGAACCAGCGAACGGCAGUGUCUGCUGGUCGUGUUCAGUGGGUUUUGGUAUGGAAACAGAGCAUCCAUCCCAAUGGGAGACCUCCUCGCUGCUUCUUUUCCUCCAAAUGGGAAUGGGAUGCCUCGCUGGGGGCGAGGGGAGCAGUAGAGACUUCUCACGGAAAGUUUCUCAUCAUUCCCAGAACUGGAUGUGGAAUUUUUCUGGUGUUUUACUGUUUGCUUGUACUCUCUUGAGCCUGUGAUCAGUCACCCUGUUGUAAUCUGUGCACAACCCACCAAGGGAGAUGAACCCUCCCCACAGAGGACACCUACAACCACAGUGACCGUGCGUUUGCCUUCCCCAACAGUAGCUAGAGUUAAAUGAGGUACCUCGUGACUAUAUUUCAUGUUACAGUGUUCUUGCAAAUGCGGCCCCCAGCUCGCCGUAGCUGUCGUGGCAGUGGGGCCGUGGCUUCGUUUUUCUGCCAGUGAUUGCCGUGCCCGCAGUUGGUCGUUGUGCUAAUCCCCUUUCCAUUAUUGCUCUUCUUCGAUGCAGCUUGUUUUUGAGUAUUUCGAGUCCUGGGCAGUCAGUUGUUAGGGGUAUUUGUGGAAUAGCAUCCCACAGGGGUUGGUAACAGUGGGGUGGGAGCCGACGGCUUGGCGCGGGUUCCUCUUCCCAACUGUGAAACCUCCUCCCAGGCUGCGAGGGGACCUGCCCUGCCCAGCCCUGCAAAGCGCUCCCGGACGAAAACAGGGGGAAGCUUUUUUUGUUGUUUUUUUUUUUUUUUUAUAUUUCCUGCAGUAUUUGCGGUGUUUGCCAUCCCAGCUACUGUGUUCUGGUAAACACGCUAUUGUUUUUAACGGCACCCUCUGUGGACAGCGAAGUUCAAAGGGACUCUGUCGCUUGAACAAACUUUAAAGACCCUUCAACUGGAUGGGAGCCCCUGCGAGGCCGCUUUGUUGUUCUCCACGUGCUCUCCCUGUGGGCGGCUCGGGUAGGGGAAUAAAUUGGGCUCCUCUGUGGGUCCAUCCCACGUGCUGGGCUGUGCCACGGGGCCCGGAGGGACAGCAGUGUCUGGGCAGAGCUCUUCCCCACCACGCAGUGCUGGGACGAGAUGUCUGCAGGUUUUCUCUUGGUCUGCGAUGGUGCCUGUGCCUUUAACCGAGGCUACAGCGUUCUCGGGCUUUAAUAAAAAUAAAGACAAAAACAGCCAAAUGCUCUCCUUACACAAGGCUCUGGCUGUUCUUGUGGGACACCAGCUUUUCCGUCAGCGGGUUGCAUAACUCCGUUCCCAGUGACAUCAAAAGGGAAGGCGCAGGACCGCCGGGCCCUGGCGAGGUUUGCCAUUUAGAAGCGGCUGAAGCCACGCUUCGCGCUGCGGCUUGAGAAAGGGCAGCCCAGGGGUGAAGCUCCAGUUCCCUCUGGGGCUCGUGCUGGGUUUUGCUGGCGGUGUGGUGACCUCGGCGGAGCCCUAAAUGGGAACCUCGUGUCAGCCCACGGAGCCUCACGAGCAUCUCUGGCCACGGGAAGGCCGGCACGGCUGGAGCUGGUGGCAUCUGGCUGCCGACCAGGGAGCUGUGGGAGCACAGCAGCGAUGGAAAUCAGCUCCUGCAGCUCCUCUGGCGCCCUUACCCACGUCAGGGCGUCCCACAGGACCCCAGCAUCAAGAGAUGCUCAAGGGGCUCUCCUCUUCUGCUCGCUUCACGAGAUGAGGAGUUGCACCCUGCGCUGGUUUUGCCCACGCUCGCCAAGUUUCGCGGUUUACACGGUCCGAACUGGAACCAGCAGCUGGGGGGGGAAGCCGAGUGCCCUGCGUGGAGCUGGGUGGGAGGAGAGUGAGCGGGGCUGUGCGGAACCAGGAGCUCCCAGCGCUGUGCGGGUGCCCUCCGCCGCGGGACGUGGCGGUAGGAAACGUCGCUCAGGUUAGGUCACCCCUAAGGAACCGAUGUCCAGAGGAUUUUCUUUGCUUUUAACCCCCCCGCCCCGUUCCUUGUUCCUUGCGAGAGAAGGGGUGUUGCUUCCUCCAGCUGUUACGUGUUGAUGAGAAAAAAAAAAAAAAAAAGUAUUUUUUUAAACACUGAAUUAAUUUUUAAGUGGCCUAAAAGAGACUUUCUACCUGCACCUAAAUUAUUCCCAUUGGGUGACAUUCGUCUCGGCGCAGGGGCUCGGGGAGCUCUCGGAUGCGACCCGACCGUGUCUCCUGCCUGGGACGAAUUUCACACGCAGAGAAAAAUCCUGGCUCGUUCAAAGGGCACAGCGGGCUCCGUGUCCUACCUAAAGCCCUGCACAGGGCCAAUUUUAGGUGGUACCUGGACCUUGCACCGGCCCUCGGAAUAAAAGCCGGGGUGAAAUUCACUUCUAGUGAGUAAUCUGACUUUUCAGUGAUACCUUUCUUCUAAAGUUCAUAUUUCUGUUGUGUGUUCUUUUUUUU